This is a messenger RNA of Rhizoctonia solani, 351 nucleotides long. RefSeq lists its product as uncharacterized. Lineage: Eukaryota; Fungi; Basidiomycota; Agaricomycetes; Cantharellales; Ceratobasidiaceae. The transcript has 2 exons. The record is from RefSeq and is a predicted model, not a curated record. Bases 1 to 351 code for a protein of 116 amino acids.
AUGCGAAGGAAAUCAGGAUCAGAUGCCAUUGAGCUUACCACCACUAAUGUCUUUCUGCGCGAACAAUACACAACCAUACUAGAUCCUAGGUUUCUCCAGCCUACCUCUCGCCCGUUCGCAACAUGGGAGCUCCCAGAGUCUGUCACAACCGAUCUUGACUGCAGCGGGAAGCGAGUGGCCGGCUCUGCUGAACUGAUCGCACUGACGCGCGAUAGGUUGGGAAAUGUGGUUGGAAAAUAUACAGUCGAGUGGAGUGAGAAAGAUGGUCAAUUAUCUGGCGCGGUUAGGAAGGAAGGAAGCCCUAUACGGCAUUUCAAUGUACACGAGGAGCUCCUAGGAGACCGUAUAUAG